CUUGCAAAUGCCCCGAUUCAAUUCAAUUUAUCCGAAGACUCUCCUCUCCGCCUUAACCAAACUUCUAGUCCAGGCAACGAAAGCCGAAAAGUCGUCUCCAGCCCACCAUACUCCACCCCCACUGACGCCGCCGACACCACCAUCCCUCCAUUACCCAACCGACACAAACUAUCUUCCAAACGACACGCCCAUAAAUUAGAAAGACAACAUAGUCUCGGCCAGUGUCUUUAAAUUAUUUUUUUUCUAUCUGACUUGUUAAGACAAAAUCAGAACGAGAAAAUUGUGGGUUGGCAAUGAUGGAGGAAAUAGGAGGAGGAGGAGGGAAACAAGGAGGAGAAGUGUGUGUGUCUAGAUCAGUGAACGAAGUAUGGAAAGGGAUGAUGAAUGGGUUAGGGUUUGUAAUGAAGUUGUUUUUACAGAUAUUAAGAGGGACUCCUUCUAUGGCUCAAUUUUUACUUUCUUAUAUUGGUUUUACAUUUCCUCUUCUUUCUUCUUCUCCUCCUUCUUUUAAGCCAUUGCCUGUUGUUGAGAUUCCCUUGCAAGAAACCACGUCGAACAAGAUCACAGACAAAGCCCAUGAUAGCAGUUGUCUUCCUGGUUAUGUCUGUGAUUUUGGUGCUUCUGAUGAUUGCCUCAUUGAGAAACUCACUGUGGUGCUUGACUUGGAUGAAACUCUUAUUUGUGCAUAUGAGGCUUCUAGCUUGCCAGCCAUUAUUCGCACCCAAGCUGUAGAAGCAGGGGUGAAGUGUUUCGAGUUGGAAUGUUUCUCUUCAGAAAAGGAUGUUGAAGGAAAACCAAGGAUUAAUUAUGUGACAGUGUUUGAAAGACCUGGUUUGAAAGAGUUCUUGAAACAGAUUGGUGAAUUUGCUGAUCUGAUUUUGUUUACUGCUGGUCUUGAAGGUUACGCCAGACCGCUCUUUGACAGGAUAGAUGUGGAGAACCAAUUUAGUCAACGUCUUUAUCGACCUUCAACUGUUAGCACGGAAUAUAGAGAACAUGUGAAGGAUCUGUCUUGUUUAUCAAAAGAUCUCUCACGAGUUGUGAUUGUUGACAACAACCCAUUUAGUUUCUUGCUACAACCAUUGAAUGGAAUACCAUGUGUUCCAUUCUCUGCUAGAUUGCCAUAUGAUGAGCAGCUUUUGGACGUCCUCCUUCCACUCCUCAAAAACCUAUCCCUACAAAAGGAUGUUAGGCCUGUUCUUUACGAGAGGUUCCACAUGCCUGAAUGGUUUCAAAUGCAUGGCAUUCCUGCUUCUGCUUUGACAGUGUGAGAAUGAAUAAGCUGUGUGCACCUGAGCAAACACAUCUCCGUGGUAGCGUUUUGCAGUGAUAAAUUGUCAUUCCAUGUAUAUUAUUUUUGUCAUGAACAGGUGCUGGUGAAGGGAAUUAUGUUCUUUUGAGGAACCUGCAAUGGUGCAUUUCUGAAAAUAAGUUAUGAAGCAGGUUUUCCAUGAUUGAGCAAACUCAGAUUCUUUUGUAAUUAGGCAUAGUCAGUAGUGUUAAUGAUUUUGAAGGUUUUGGAAGUUGCUUUUUGUUACGGAUUAGUUGACCCUUCCCUUGUAUAAACAUUGUGGAAUGAUUAAUUAUUAUUCUUUCCUCUGUUUUUUCCGCUA
This is a messenger RNA of Populus trichocarpa (black cottonwood), 1613 nucleotides long. RefSeq lists its product as uncharacterized. The record is from RefSeq and is a predicted model, not a curated record. Gene Ontology annotation, molecular function: phosphoprotein phosphatase activity. NCBI's taxonomy places the organism in Eukaryota, Viridiplantae, Streptophyta, Magnoliopsida, Malpighiales, Salicaceae. The coding region runs from base 294 to 1271 and encodes 325 amino acids. The transcript is spliced from 6 exons.